Molecule: messenger RNA, 1196 nt
Organism: Triticum aestivum (bread wheat)
Lineage: Eukaryota; Viridiplantae; Streptophyta; Magnoliopsida; Poales; Poaceae
Product: F-box/kelch-repeat protein At2g43270-like
Exons: 1
Coding region: 69-608 (179 amino acids)
Molecular function (GO): protein binding
Source: RefSeq, a predicted model, not a curated record
UACAAGUGUGUCCGACGGCUUCUGGAUCAGCGACAGCCGACACAUCCGGUUGACCAUCGACCGAGAAGAUGCCGUGCGAGCUGCGUCACGAGCUGAUCGUGUGGGAGAUCCUGGUCCGGCUGCCCGCCAAGUCCCUGCUGCCACUACGCUGCGUCUGCAUGGCCUGGCGCGACACCAUCUCCGGCGCCGACCGAUCCUUCUCUCAGGCGCACCUCCGCCGGCUUCGCCAGCAAGACAAGAAGCUCUGCAGCCUGCUCAUCACACCACGUAUCAGAAGCGAAAGAAUCAAAGGGAAGAUAGCCACCCCUGGACUUUACCUGUGGGAGGAGAGCCGGCAGGGCGUCGCGACCCUCUUGCACGACACCUCCUCGUUCCCCGCAGAGGAGGCCAAGACAAGACAUGCUUUUGCCCACUGCGACGGGCUCGUGCUCCUGCCCGCCGAGGAUGCCGUCCGCGUGCUCAACCCAGCCACAGGCCGAGUCCUCGAGCUGCCCUGGAGCCCCAACGGCGUUGCGCCGGGACGGCACUUGGUAGCACCAGGACACCAAGCGUUGGGCUUCGGGCAGGACCAUGGCUCCAAUGCCUACAAGGUCGCUCGCUUCUUCUAACGUGAAACACGUGUUAUGGGUGGUAUUGGGAUGGAGGCGUUCACUAUCGGAAAGGACCGCUACUGGCGUGAGACAGACGAGCAACCUCCAUACCCAUUUUUAGUAGGGAGGAUUGAGACCUUCUUUAAGGGUUCCUUGAUCUGGACAGUUGACCAGUACUCGCUUAUCUAUGAAUAUGGUCACUCGCUUUUACAUGAUCUUGCAGGUAUGCCGUGUUUUGUCCGGUUUAGCCUCGAAGACGAGUCAUUCAGCAUCAUGACGGGUCCUCCAUGGUUUGAAGGGGGCGACUAUUUGGAAUCCAGAUUAGCUGAGUUGAACGGUGAGCUAGCCAUCCAUCGUCUAGGGCCCAACUAUGAAUCGAUUGAGAUAUGGAUGUGCCAUGAUGCGGAAGGCAACAACCCGCCACGGUGGGAGCAGCGCCAUGCUUUUGACUUUGCGGGUUCUGUUCGUCUGAUGGCAACAUUGGAUGAUGAGAUAGUGUACCAAGGCGGAUCAUCAUAUCUCUGGCGUCAAACCCGUGAAGGAAAUGAUAUUAUGGUUUGCAUAACUGACUUGAAGUAUUAUAGCCCCGACAUGGGCACACUUGUU